AUGCGUCUUCCCUACGCCGACCUCUCGUCCCCAACCUUCUCCUCUCCUUCCGAUCGCGCAAUCAUCGAACGUGUUGAAGCCCGCCGCGCACCUCGUCCCCUUCAACCUCUAGACUUAACUUUACUGCACAGUCCCCCUGUAGCAGAUGGCUGGAAUUCAUUUCUCGGGGCUAUAAGAACACAAACGGGGCUGGCGGAUGAUGUUAGGGAGAUAGCGAUUUGUAGAGUAGCGAUUUGUAACAAGGCUUGGUAUGAGUGGGGGCAUCAUGCGCCAUUGGCGAAGAAAGGGGGGGUUAGUGAUGAGGGAAUGGAGGUGCUGAAGAGGGAGAGAUGUGAGAGGGAAGGGAAGCGAGAAGGGAAUGGGGAUGCAGAGGGAUUGAGUGGGAAACAGUGGGCGGUGGUGAGGUAUACGGAUGAGAUGACUAGGAAUGUAAGAGUGCCGGAAGAGGUUUUUGAGGGGUUGAAAGAGUGGUUUGAUGAGAAGGAGAUUGUGGAGUUGACGGCUACGGUGAGUUGGCUCUUUCUUUCAGAGUAUUGGGGAUAUGGGACUCGAAUCGAGUGGAAGUUGAAAGUGAUCGCAGCAUACAAUUGUGUCAGCAGGUUCUUGGUGGCUUUAGAUGUUGGCGAAAGAAACAAAUUGACUGGGCCCGACAAUGUGGCUCAUUAA
This is a messenger RNA of Sclerotinia borealis F-4128, 666 nucleotides long. NCBI's taxonomy places the organism in Eukaryota, Fungi, Ascomycota, Leotiomycetes, Helotiales, Sclerotiniaceae. The record is from the annotation of a GenBank genome assembly.